AUGACCUCAGUCAAAGAGGCCAUGAAGAUGAAGGGCAAGCACGUGCGAAUAUUGAAAGUGGAAGACAACUUCUUGUAUGAUAAUAUAUCCUCUAUUGUUCUCACCAAUUAUGAGGAUAUCCAGUAUUAUGGUGAGAUCAGUAUUGGCACCCCACCCCAAACCUUCAAAGUUGUUUUUGACACUGGCUCUUCUGACUUUUGGGUGCCUUCCAUCCUUUGUAGCCCAUUCAAUAACGUGUGUGAGAUGCACAAAGGAUACCAUUCCUCACUUUCCUCUACUUACAAAACAAAUGGGUCUGAUUUCGAUGUCUGGUAUGCAUCUGGUCACGUCAACGGCUUCCUGAGCCAGGAUAUACUGACUAUUGGUGGAAUAGAGGUGACUCAGGUAUUUGGUGAGGCCACAUCACUGUCUUUUAUACCCUUUGGACUGACUUUCUUUGAUGGAGUCCUGGGCCUCAGCUUCCCUACUCAAUCAAUGAAUGGAAUCACUCCUGUCUUUGACAACAUAAUGGCCCAAGGGGUGCUGAAGGAAGAUAUCUUCUCUAUCUACUACAGCAGGAAGUCGGGGGAAACCGAAGGAGAGCUGAUACUUGGAGGCAGAGACCCCAAAUAUUACCAAGGGAACUUUCACUACAUCAAGAUCAGCCAUCCAGACUUCUGGCAGAUCCAGAUGCAAGGGGUGGCUCUCAAGUCUUAUGUGCUGUCCUGUGAGGAUGGAUGUCCUGCUAUUGUGGACACAGGAACAUCCUACAUCACAGGCCCAUCUGAGGACAUAUGGGCCCUGAUGAAGGCGAUUGGAGCUAAGGAGCACGAGCAAGAAUAUUUUGUAAAAUGUGACAUGGCACCCAAGCUCCCGAAUAUCUCCUUCAACUUCGAUGGCAAGAACUUCACACUCCAAGGUUCUGAAUAUGUCUUAGAGGAGGUUAACAAGAGAGAUCCAAAGAUGUGCCUGGUGGCCAUCAAUGGCCUGGAUAUGACAACCCGGGAUGGACCUCUAUGGAUCCUGGGAGCAACCUUUAUCCGAAAGUUCUACACUGAAUUUGACCGGCACAACAAUCGAAUUGGUUUUGCCUUGGCAGCCUGACCUUCUCUGUCCACAUCCGUUUUGGAUCCCGCUUUCUCCCAGUUGUGCUUCAGUCCUUGGUAUAGGAGCAAGUCCUUCCAUCAAGCUCUCUAAUCCUGCAGACCACUGUUAAUAUUCUUCUUUAAUUGAGCAUAGAAUAAUGUUUCAUUGCUCAA
Messenger RNA from Monodelphis domestica (gray short-tailed opossum), 1238 nucleotides. Its product is annotated as renin-like. The record is from RefSeq and is a predicted model, not a curated record. Gene Ontology annotation, biological process: angiotensin maturation. Lineage: Eukaryota; Metazoa; Chordata; Mammalia; Didelphimorphia; Didelphidae. Gene Ontology annotation, molecular function: aspartic-type endopeptidase activity.